AGAUGCCCUGGGUGCGGCCAGCCUUGAAGCGCUGCGCCUGCGCGAUGUCUCUUUGCGGGGCGCCCCGGUCGGUUCCCAGCCCCGCUUCGCCGCAGAGGCUUGGGCCGUCCGGCCCUCCGUAGUCGCUCGACUGUCGCGCUGCACCAGCCUCCUCCUCGGCGUUCCCACGCCUAUUUGGGCGGAUUAUUGGCGCCGGAGGAAGAGGUAGGCGCACCGUGUCUCCACGUCAGAGACCGGACUGUGGAGAUGGCGGCCCAGAAGAUAAACGAGGGGCUGGAACACCUCGCCAAAGCAGAGAAAUACCUGAAAACUGGUUUUUUAAAAUGGAAGCCAGAUUAUGACAGUGCCGCUUCUGAAUAUGGAAAAGCAGCUGUUGCUUUUAAAAAUGCCAAACAGUUUGAGCAAGCAAAAGACGCCUGCCUGAGGGAAGCUAUUGCCCAUGAAAAUAAUAGGGCUCUUUUCCAUGCUGCCAAAGCUUAUGAGCAAGCUGGAAUGAUGUUGAAGGAGAUGCAGAAACUACCAGAGGCUGUUCAGCUAAUUGAGAAAGCCAGCAUGAUGUAUCUAGAAAACGGCACCCCAGACACUGCAGCCAUGGCUUUGGAGCGAGCUGGAAAGCUUAUAGAAAAUGUUGAUCCAGAGAAGGCUGUACAGUUAUAUCAACAGACAGCUAAUGUGUUUGAAAAUGAAGAACGCUUACGGCAGGCAGUUGAAUUACUAGGAAAAGCCUCCAGACUACUAGUACGAGGACGUAGGUUUGAUGAGGCGGCACUCUCUAUUCAGAAAGAAAAAAAUAUUUAUAAGGAAAUUGAGAAUUAUCCAACUUGUUAUAAGAAAACAAUUGCUCAAGUCUUAGUUCAUCUCCACAGAAAUGACUAUGUGGCUGCAGAAAGAUGUGUCCGGGAGAGCUAUAGCAUCCCCGGGUUCAACGGCAGCGAAGACUGUGCUGCGCUAGAGCAGCUUCUUGAAGGCUAUGACCAGCAGGACCAAGACCAAGUGUCAGAUGUCUGCAGCUCGCCGCUGUUCAAGUACAUGGACAAUGACUAUGCUAAGCUGGGCCUGAGUUUGGUGGUUCCAGGAGGGGGAAUCAAGAAGAAAUCACCCGCAACACCACAGGCCAAGCCUGAUGGUGUCACUGCCACAGCUGCUGAUGAAGAGGAAGACGAAUACUCAGGAGGACUAUGCUAGUAUUUUGCUUGCUGAAAAGAAAAGGGAAACAAAGGUAAAAAUCCUGACAUGCCAUUUCAAGGACUUGGGAAUAGAUUAGGGAUAUACGUACUUCAUUACAGUCAUGUUGGAUCCUAAUAAAGACUUAGGAUCUUUAGUUACCAUCUCCCCAAAUCACUCAUUGUAUCCAUUACCUGUGAAGCAUAUCUUUUUCUUUCCAUAAGAGCUUUUCUAAGACACCAGCAGGAAUUUACAGAAAAUGGACUGUCUAUGUUUUAAUAUAGCUGAUGAAAAACUUUGCAAGCCAAAUUAUACAUAAAUUAUGUUCUAAACAAAAGGGGUAAUAAGCAUAGGUAUUCUUCUCUCUUGGACGCUUGUAAGUUACUGUUAGUGAAUUGUUUUUUACAUUUAAUAAUUGCUGCUAAAAGUAAUGUUUACUGAUAAAAAAUUAUUUUAAAAUUUGUUUUGGAAAGGAAAUUUACCCCCAUGAUGUUAGAUACAUUUAAAUUAUCAAGUCUUUUCAGAGAUGAGAUGGAGACAGGAAGUUAUUUUGAGCCUUACAAUAUUAUUUAGCCCAAUAAAAGAUGGAUUGAAGCUCUUAUUAUGAGUUUGAAAAAUUUUGAAGGUAGCGUAUUAAAGUGAUUCUAUAAAUAUCUUCAGUCCUCUCUGAAGUGUGGGUAUUUCUUCUAUCUAAAAAGUACAUACAGUGACUGUCUUCAAAUCUACUUGGUUCUUGACCAAAUAGGAGCUCAUGGGUAAUGAAUACCUUCGGGGGUUUUGUUGUUUUUUUAAGGGUCUCACUCUGUUGCCCAGGCGGGAGUGCAGUGGUGCGAUCACAGCUCCCUGCAGCCUCUCCUGGACUCAGGUGAUUCUGCCACCUCAGUCCCGAGUAGCUGGAACUACAGGCAUGCACCACCAUGCCAGGCGAAUUUUUUUAUUUUUUUAUUUUUUUUUUUUGCUAUUUUUUGUAGAGAUGGGGUUGCUCCAUGUUGCACAGGCUGUUCUCAAACUCCUAAGCUCAAGCCAUCUGCCUGUCUUGGCCUCCCAAAGUGCUGGGAUUGUAGACAUAAGCCCCCUCACCCAGCCUACGAAUAUCUUUCUAACAUUGUAAGAAUGAGGUAAUGUUUCCAUCAAUCUAAUACAGAUAUAUUUCUUCCCUCCAAAAUCAUUUGGUUUGUUUUAUUGUAACUCCGUCUUAAGUUGACAUGGAAAAUGCUAUAUAGGCCAGACGCGGUGGCUGCUGCCUGUAAUCCCAGCACUUUGGGAGGCCGAGGCUGGCAGAUCACGAGGUCAGGAGAUCGAGACCAUCCUGGCUAACAUGGUGAAACCCCUAGUCUCUACUAAAAAUACAAAAAAAAUUAGCCGGGCAUGGUGGCGGGCGCCUGUAGUCCCAGCUACUUGGGAGGCUGAGGCAGGAGAAUGGCGUAAACCCGGGAGGCAGAGCUUGCAGUGAGCCGAGAUCAUGCCACUCGCUGCACUGCAGGCUGGGCGACAGAGUGAGACUCUGUCUCAAAAAAAAAAAAAAAAAAAAAAAAAAGAAAAAGAAAAUGCUAUGUACUAUGAAAACUUAGCUGAAAGGGAAGAAUCAUUUUAGAAAGACAUAUUUAAAACACCGCACUGCUAAUAUAUUGAUCCUUUGUAGUUAUUUCCUAAAAUGCUGUUUUCGAAACAUUCCUUUAUCACCCUGUGUGGCUUAGACCUAUCUCAUAAUCUGUUAAUUGGAAAGAGGCUGCAAACACCAGUAGUGUGCAUUCUGCAGGUACACGCUGCCGAAGAAAUUUCCUGCUUAUUCAUGCCCCGUCUCUGUCUCUUUUAGAGUCAUAACUUAUUUAAGUAUAGGAUACUUGAUUUUGCUAGACUUUCUGAAAACACCAAGGUGGAGUAUCAGAAGUGAUUUUAGUCACAAUUAGUUCUGUGGGAGAGCUUAGACAGAAUAACAUCCUCCUUUGGGAGGUGGUCUUGGGUGCGUGAAUGUUGGUAUACGGUCUUUAUUUUAGGUCUGAUACAAAACGCUAAUAAAUUUAAUGUUUUUCUUCCUUAAUUUAUUGGCAUAGUUCUUCAGGUAGCAGCUCAUUUUUAUUAAUGAUAUUGGGAUUAACUAUGAACAAGCUAUGUGUAGACAUUUGCAUUUAAGGACAUUGCGGUGUUUCAAAGAUCCCAUCAUUGCAGCUUGUAUCCUUUAGAUCCAAUCAGAAACUUCUGUUGUCUUACAUUAAUGCUCAUUUGAGCUAAUCAGUAAUCUGUUUAAACAGAUUUGGCAAUACUUUAAAGGUAUUGUAGACUAUUUAUUUAUAGAUCAUAUUACCCUUAAAGUCUUAGGGGAAAAAAGUUGUCUCAUGUACUGAAAACUUUUUUUUAAAAAGGUGAUGAUGAAGUGCAUUCUGUAGCAGCAGCGCAGCUGGGCUUUAAACCACACAGAAGGCUGUGUCCAAGGGCAGCCUCCUUCACCCUUCCUGCCCCCAGUGAGGACUGGAUAACUAGGACUUGGGGAUAUUCUUUGUUGUCAGGGUUAUUCUAUAUAGUAAAGAAUAUUUGGUUCACAUUUAUACAUUUUCUUUUUCCACUCACAUAAGUUUCUAUCUUGAGGGCAUAGUCCAAAGUGUAAAACUUGGUGUUUACGAGAAUUGUCUUCCAGAACUCCACUGUCAUCGCUUUCACCAAAGUGGAAGUCUGCAUGAAUAUGCUCAGAAUCUACUAUUCAACAUUCUGUUACGUUGUAAGUGAAGUCCACCUACAAAAUAGAUUUAAUAUAUUGAAUUUAUUUGUACAUAUGCAGAGUAUGGUAUUCGUGUAUGGAAUCUGCUUUAUUCCUAUUUUUUCCAACUCUGAUGAGUAGAAUAUUAAAUGUGUUGUUAUGGAAAUGCAGAGUAUUGCUUCUAUAGGAAGAUAAUUAUGAAAAUAAAACCUGAAACUAUGUAAAUAUGA
This is a messenger RNA of Macaca mulatta (Rhesus monkey), 4089 nucleotides long. RefSeq names its product NSF attachment protein gamma (gene NAPG). Gene Ontology annotation, molecular function: soluble NSF attachment protein activity; syntaxin binding. Lineage: Eukaryota; Metazoa; Chordata; Mammalia; Primates; Cercopithecidae. The record is from RefSeq and is a predicted model, not a curated record. Gene Ontology annotation, biological process: intracellular protein transport. Gene Ontology annotation, cellular component: vacuolar membrane; SNARE complex.